UUGCACUUGAAACAUCACCAUCUUCCGGUGUCUGCAACACAUUUCUGCGCUGUGCAUCUAUGAUGGCGGAGCAUCUUCUGCAGCGGUUCGCCACUAUGGGAAGCACAACAACGGUCACACCACCAUCUACAAUGGCCACCCUCAGCCAACGGGUUCACCAUGAGCCAUUCGUGAGAUAUCCGGUGUAUGGACCAGGUUCUGGUCCUGAUGCGUAUGAGGAUGGGGGCGAUUUUUGGCAUGGAGAAAGUGCUGCAGGAUUUCUUACUGGACCACCUCCUCCAAUUCCACCACCGCCGGUACCACCAAGGCCACCAGUAUUCCCGUACCGGCUACCUUACGGAAAGUUCGGAAACGUCCGCUUCAAAGGAGCUUCCGUUGCAGUUCUGACAUUGAUUGGAUUUUUGUUUUUUCUGAGUGUACUGCAAAACUACAUCCGGGAUUACUCCACUACCAGUACACCAACGGUCAUCGUACUCUCAGCCGGAUCUUCCACGAAGGAAAAUCUGCCACAGUACCAAUUUCUGCAGAAAGAUGAUCACCAUUCAAGCAAGGAGGACGAAGGCUACACUAACUACAAGAAAAUCUCACAUGGAAAGCGUACCAAAAAUCAGAAACGACAUUCGUCGGGUUUUGUUUCAACCGAGUCUCCUCCGUAUUCUGAUUUGCUCAGUGUCAGUGGAUUGAAGAAAAAAUGAUUUUACUAUAACAUAGAAAGUUUGAUUUUAUUUAUUUAGUUAUUAGGGAAAAUAUAGGCCGAUACAAUAGCUUUGAAAUUAUAAAUUAAGCUGUAGAGUUCUAGUGCGUAAGGUUCUAGCACCUGCUAAAUGGAUAAAACAGUUGUAAUUGCCUGUGUGCGGACACAAUGUCUACAAUGUAACUUAAUAUCGCAAAAUUGGAAGGCGAUAUUCUCUCACAAUCGAAAGUGAUUCAACACACAAUUUACCGACCGACAAUAAACACCCUCACCGU
This is a messenger RNA of Toxorhynchites rutilus septentrionalis, 969 nucleotides long. RefSeq lists its product as uncharacterized. The coding region runs from base 60 to 695 and encodes 211 amino acids. The record is from RefSeq and is a predicted model, not a curated record. Lineage: Eukaryota; Metazoa; Arthropoda; Insecta; Diptera; Culicidae. The transcript is spliced from 2 exons.